AUGGCCAGUCUACUUUCGCUUCCUAAUGAAGUCUCUCUCCUUAUCCUUAAACAAUGUCUUGAGAGCAUUUUAAAAAGUGAAUCGCUUAGUCAGUCAGUGCGGGAGGUUGAAAUCUGCACCAGCUAUCUGCUACCGCUCGAUGAGGUGGAGGAGAUUGAGCUACCGUAUUGUGAGUAUGAAAGCAUGAUGAAAAGCCUAAAGGGCAAGGUUAUUCCGGAUUCCUUGGUCGAACACGGCAUAGACUAUGACGAUUGGUACAAAAAGUGGCACAUUAACAAUGCAGAGGUCGAAUCAAGUGAUGAGGAGGAACGGGACGACGAAAGUGGCAGCCUUACAAGAAAUCGACUGGAGCAACUCAAUAUGAGAGAGUACCAGAGACAUCUAUAUGAUCAGGCAGAUAUGAUGCGGACCGGUUAUGACGUUGUUUUUACCGCCAUAGCAGCUAGUGGGAUUUCGGUCGAGCUCCUAAACAUCGAACCUAACUCGAUGCUUAUGGAAGCAAAUCGGAUUAACCCAUUCAUGCUUAUGGGCCCAUCGUCUGCUAUCUUAUCCAAGUCUUCCCCUGCCAGUCUGCGCCAACUCCGGAUCUCACUCGAUCCAGAGUCUCCUCUAGACGACACGACUGCAGGCAGGAAGUGGGGACCUGAUCUAAUUCGGUUUAUGUAUCUUUUACCGAAGCUUUCUGAUCUCGAGCUUAACUUCCAGCCUCGGGAUAAGGCAGGACGAUUCUCCGAGAUCGCCAAAGAGCUUUAUAUUCCCACACUGAAGAGGAUAAGUCUUAUCUGUAUUGAUACUGCGGCAGAAGACUUAGCAAUCUUGCUAAUGCGGCAUUACCGAACGCUUGAAACAGUGGAUCUAGAUAACAUCCAGCUUAGUGGGGCUCUGACAUCCUGGCGCUGGCUUAUUGAGAUUGUUUGGAGUAGUCUAAAUCUUGAGAGGCUGUGCAUUACGUCGAGCCAGGCCGAGAGGGAAGCUGAGAAUAGUGUUAGUAAGGCAGAACUUGAUGAUAUUGAAGUGGUUGGCAACGAUAGUCUUACUGCAGCUAUAAAUAUGUUAAUUAGUAAGUAG
Fusarium redolens is the source of this 1068-nucleotide messenger RNA. RefSeq lists its product as uncharacterized. The record is from RefSeq and is a predicted model, not a curated record. The transcript is spliced from 4 exons. Bases 1 to 1068 code for a protein of 355 amino acids. Lineage: Eukaryota; Fungi; Ascomycota; Sordariomycetes; Hypocreales; Nectriaceae.